AUGGUAUACCCUCUGUUACUGCUGCAUGGAUCCAACUGUGAGGUAUUAAAGGCAUCCAAUUCGCAUAGAAGUGUUAUCCGUGGGGUUAGAAUACAUCAAAAUCAAGACCAAGACCUAAUAGCACCACGGCAAUUAUUGGAGCAACAAGGUGGACGCCAUGAGUUCACCGUCUAUCAAUUCGAGGUGUCAGGGUCUCAGGUUAUGAGAGCAGGGCCAUCGGAUGCGCCAUCAGAGAUACCCUCCAUCUCUCCUUCGUCUCCUCCGUCAAUAGCCCCAACAUCAGCAACGCCUAGAACAAGCCCGUUUCUGAAGGGAGAAGCAUUAGAAGCUGAGGACAUGAGCUCGUCUCCCAGUUCUGGUCCCACAAAGCAACUUGUCUUUACUGAUUCAGGAUACUAUCCCCUGCCAGAAGAAACCCUUCAGAUUGAAAACAGAGAACCAGGAGACUCGCAAACACAGCCAGGCAGUGGUGCUGACACUGAGAUAGAGAAUGAAUAUUGGCAACAGAAUCCGGGAUCCCCGCCAGAUCAAUCUACUAAUGAACAAGAAGAGGAAUCCGAUCACUUCGUUCCCGUAGAAGGAAAUGAAGUCACUUCCCAGGCUGCCAUCAAACCAACUUACUACUAUGUGGAUCUGAGGCCUUUCUCAGUCUUUGUGGAUGCCAGUCGAGACUUGACCACCGAUUUAGGCAUUCCUCUCUAUUUGCUGAUUGAAAUGCAAACAACGCUGCAGAAUAUCGUGGAUGUCAAGAUAUCCAACUUGACCAUUCAAAUGGGG
Seminavis robusta is the source of this 777-nucleotide messenger RNA. NCBI's taxonomy places the organism in Eukaryota, Bacillariophyta, Bacillariophyceae, Naviculales, Naviculaceae. The record is from the annotation of a GenBank genome assembly.